Messenger RNA from Durusdinium trenchii, 1932 nucleotides. NCBI's taxonomy places the organism in Eukaryota, Dinophyceae, Suessiales, Symbiodiniaceae. The record is from the annotation of a GenBank genome assembly.
AUGUUAGUCAUGGACCUCACUGGACCUCCAGAGUUCGAUGCUGAGGGCGGCAUCUUCCCGGACUGGUACGCAGGCCACCCAGAGAGAUGGCAUGCAGCCUCAUCCAAGCACCUACAAGUGCUUUGCACUGAAACGGGCGAAUUCGAGGUGCCUCGCCGAAUCUCGGUGAACCUGGCCGCCUUCCGGAAUGCACAGAAUGUGGUGAUUUUCUUGGGAGAUAAGGAGACCUGGAAUGCGCCUGAGAGCCCCAAGUCUUCUCACGAGGAAUGCAACGAACAGAGGUCAAGCAUGCCAGUCUCAGACUUUGGGCGUUCCAGAGCCAAAUUGCGCUUUAGCCGAUCCUUGAGCCAGAAGAAUCUUGAGGGCAAGGAGGCUGCAGAUACUCCGUUGGAUUUCAUCACGGAGUUCAGAUAUGUUUGUACUGCCCAGGUCCGCAGAGAUGUGGACACUCACUUGAACUUGGUGGUUUUUGGCGCAGCGGGGGACUUGGCCAAAAAGAAGACCUUCCCCUCCAUUUUCCAGCUGCACUUGAACCGGGUUCUGCCCAGCAACAUCUCAGUGGUGGCCUGUGAUGAUCCUGGCUACCACAGCCACAUCUCAGAUGCACAGACCUUGCUCCAGAACCGUUUGAAGCCUUACCUGGAAAAGGAGUGUAGCAAGCCCAGCGACCUCCGGGAAUUCGCCGAAAACUUGCAGUUCGUACCCGUGAAUUUCAAGGAUGUGACAACGGUGCGAACCUUGCACCAGCACUUGCGCUCCAACGCCAAGGGGCUCGCAGACAAUCGAAUAUUUUACUUGGCACUCCCGCCUUUCCUCUUCCAUACCGCUGUGAAGUUCAUUCGCGAGGAAUGCUGGCCUGAUAAAGGCUACACUCGCGUCAUUGUGGAGAAACCAUUUGGUCGCGACCUGGCAUCAGCCAGAGACUUGUCUAGCCAGGUGUCUGAAUAUUUGCAGGAGUCACAGGUCUACCGUAUCGACCACUACCUGGCGAAGAAUAUGGUCCUCAACAUUUUGGCCCUUCGCUUUGCCAAUCGGGAGCUCGGUCGACUCUUUCACGCUGAUAAUGUCUCUAUCGUUCGGAUCACCUUCAAGGAAGACAUCAACGUCGCUGGCAGAGCUGGAUAUUUCGAUGGUUAUGGCAUUAUUCGAGAUGUCAUGCAAAACCAUCUUUUGCAGCUACUGACGCUGGUGCUGAUGGAAGCACCGGCUAGCCUGGACCCUGAAGAUGUCAGAGAUGAGAAGGUCAAGGUCUUGAAGCAGUUCCGUACAGUGAAGAGGGAGGAGUGUGUGGUUGGUCAAUAUAAUGGCUACCAAGACGAUCCAGCCAUCCAAGCCAUUAAUGAGAAGCAAGGCUACAAGUCAAAAUGCCCAACUUUCGCUGCAUGUGUUUUGCACUUGGACAAUGAGAGGUGGUCCAAUGUGCCAAUCAUCAUGAAAGCUGGAAAGAGCCUGGAGCGGCGAUCUACUAUCGUGCGCUUGCAAUUCAAAAAGGCUCCGCCCAACAGCCUUUUUGGGGAUCAGCCGCAGAACGAGCUGGUGAUUAGAAUUCAGCCAGAUGAGGCCAUUUACUACAGGAUCUUAGCGAAGACUCCCGGCCUCAGCGCCAGAGCCCAUGAGGUGCAACGCACAAUUCUGGACCUCGACUUGCGCAAAGACGAGGUCGGCCGCCUUCCGGAUGCAUACGAGAAGCUGAUCCAUGAUGUGAUCCAGGGCGAAAGCCACAACUUUGUGCGAGCAGAUGAGGUGGAAGAAGGUUGGCGGAUCUUCGAACCUUUGCUUCAAAGUCUUGAGACUCCCAGUGCACCACAUCCAUUUCCAUACGCUCAAGGCACACGUGGCCCACCAGAGGCCGAUGAGCUCAUCAACGGCACAGGCUAUAGGCGCUACACCGCAACAGGAGUCCAAGGUUUGGCACAAGACUUUCACCACUGA